Vigna angularis (adzuki bean) is the source of this 856-nucleotide messenger RNA. RefSeq names its product protein NONRESPONDING TO OXYLIPINS 2, mitochondrial. NCBI's taxonomy places the organism in Eukaryota, Viridiplantae, Streptophyta, Magnoliopsida, Fabales, Fabaceae. Bases 296 to 577 code for a protein of 93 amino acids. The transcript is spliced from 3 exons. The record is from RefSeq and is a predicted model, not a curated record.
CUUCAUGAUGAAUCUUUCCCCAAAAACAAAACCGCAGUAGAAGAGGAAGAUUACUUUUCAAAAAAAAAAAUCCGAAAUUGUUUAUUGUAUUUAGAAAAAUAAUUUUCAGAAGUGAUAGGGUGCUGGAAGAAAUCUGAAGAGGUACAUAAAAUAAUAACCAUCUUUCUGGGCCACAGUCCAGUCCAAUUUGGGCUUGGUGCUCUGGCAACAACCACACUAGGGUUAGUUUGUUCCUUACGCCCUGCCUAAACCCCUAAUCUCAGGUCCCAUUUCCUCACAGAGCAAAAUCAAAGAAAUGGCGUGGCGCGGUGGCUCUCUGUCGAGGUCGUUACUCUCCGUCGCAAGAACCACACCAAGUCGUUGCUCCGUGACUCGCCUCCAACGUUCGUCUUCCCCUUCACUUCGCUCCCACCUUCUUCACCCUCGCCGCCCUCUCUUUACACUCCCCAGAACAAUUGGAAUUCUCGGGUGCACCCAAUCGCUGAUGCCUCUGCACAGCACUGAUGCCGCCGCUCGUCUGACUUCUCACAUCUCCGUCGAAUCGCGCGCUUGCUGCGAAUUGUCCCAGGGCACUUGAACAGACUUUGGAAAAUGUAUCAGUUGUGAUUAUACGUUUGACUGAACGUGAAAUGGUGGCUAAUGCUGUGAGGGAGGAAGCUUGUUGGAGUUUUGGGUUGUUCGAUUGAGAAAUAUUAUCAUUUGUACGAAAGAUAAAUAAAGUAUACAGCGUAUCCUUCUAAUUGAAACUUUUCAGGUUAAACUGAUCGGCAUCGACAUUGUUUUGGAAUGAAGUUAUACUGAACAUAAGUUUUGUGUAGAUGUUAAUUGGUAUAUUGGCUUCUCAUUACUUGAUAAA